This is a messenger RNA of Lineus longissimus, 4107 nucleotides long. Its product is annotated as cyclin-F-like. The record is from RefSeq and is a predicted model, not a curated record. Lineage: Eukaryota; Metazoa; Nemertea; Pilidiophora; Heteronemertea; Lineidae. The coding region runs from base 93 to 2696 and encodes 867 amino acids. The transcript is spliced from 13 exons. Gene Ontology annotation, cellular component: cyclin-dependent protein kinase holoenzyme complex; centrosome; nucleus. Gene Ontology annotation, biological process: mitotic cell cycle phase transition; regulation of cyclin-dependent protein serine/threonine kinase activity. Gene Ontology annotation, molecular function: protein binding; cyclin-dependent protein serine/threonine kinase regulator activity.
CACGGUGAGCAAACCGUAAAAUACCGGUCUUCUAUUUUCCCCAUAUUUCGUUACAAAAUCCAUAUUCUUCAAAAAAAACUCAGGGAAGAAGAAUGAAAGUGAUAAAAAAUGGGGGGAAAUGCCGCUAUGUUGUGGUGUCUCCACGUACGGCAUCUAUAUCUGGGAGAGGAGCGAUACCAGCAGCAGAACUAUAUCGUAGUGUGACGACCAUCUGGGCUCUACCAGAAGAACUCGUGCUUCAUCUACUCCGUAGUCUUCAUAUAAAAGAUUUGCUCAAUAUGAGAAGUGUUCACCCUGCGUUUCGAGAUCUCAUUGAUUGCAGUCCGAUAGUUUGGCAAAUGAGUUGCUUCAAGGACACGUGGCCAACCUUGCCGAACAUCCUACAUUUUGAAAAGGCAGCUAAACAGGGCAAUAUUCAGGCAUUGCUCAAACUUGGGAUUGCUUAUCUUUACAAUGAAGGAUUACCCAGUGAUCAGGAGGGGAAAAAGAUCACAAGUAACGGAGAAACUGCGGCAGCAAUGUUUUGUCAAGCAGAAACGUUAACACCAUCCACAGCGCCAUUCACUUGGUUAUUUAUUCGUCCACCUUGGUCCAAUACGGGCGCUUGCUGCAAGGAAUGCGUCUUCAAAAAUAUGUUGCAGUAUGUCAAAGCGACAAAUGAUGUGUCUGUUAAUUUAUGCGUUGCUCACAUUCUGAAGCUGUUUGAUGACUGUGAUAGUGGGCAGAGGAGGCUGAAAUAUCUGUCGCAAGCAGCCAACCAAGGCUCAGCCAUAGCCAUGUAUGACCUGUGGAAAAGUAAACAGCCACUCGAGGAAAACAAUAAGUGCCAUGAUAAAGCAGUUGAACUUCAGAGCAUCAGAGAGCUACGAGACGUGGGCAGUCUUGGGGAAAUCGAAUCACAACUGCGACUGUGCCAGGCGUACGUUCGCGGGCAGUUUGGUGGAAUCUCAAGCAGUCAGGCAGCAAGCUUUGUCAGGGAGUUUGUGCAAUCUUCAAAACCAACGAAUAUCCAGGACAUUUACAACUGGAACCGUGAUCUCACAAAUACCAUGAGAUACAUCCUUGUGGACUGGCUUGUUGAGGUGGCCGGGAUGAAGGAGUUCUCUACGCAUACUCUCCAUAUAGCAAUAAGUGUCGUGGACCGCUUUCUCAGGAAUCACAAAAUGAUCAGGUCAAAGUUACAGCUACUUGGUGUCUCAGCAAUGGUCCUUUGCUCAAGGUUUCUGGGUCGAGAUAUAAUCACAAUCCGAGAGGCAGCAUGGUUGACAGACAAUACCUAUAAAUACGAGGAUGUGGUCCGAAUGAUGGGUGAAAUCAUAUCGACUCUUCGUGGAAAGAUUAGGGUGGUGACUAGCCUUGAUCACCUCUACAUAUUCGAAACUCUUGCCAGCUUAGACUUACGAAGCAAAUACUUAUCAGAAUAUGUGUGCGAGCUAGCUUUACUGCAGUCAGAACUGGGUGCUUAUAGACAGUCUGAGGUAGCAGCAUGUUCUCUUCUCCUGUCGAAUCUCGCUCUCAAAAAGGAGUCUCCCUGGCCUGCUCACAUGCAAGAGUUCACGGGAUUCACUCUAGAAGACUUGACAAAAUGUACUCUACAUAUCCACGAGAAAUGUUUCCUUGAGGGUACCAUGACAGACCAUAGAGAAGUGGAGCUGCAGGCGGUCAAGCAAAGAUACUCCGAUGAAGCCUUCUAUGAAGUGUCAACAAUAAAGAUGGUCAGUUCUGAUGACCUGUGCAGUCUCCUUGGUGUGAGUGAGCACUCCUUCAAUGGCUUGGAGCUCAAGAUCAGAUACAAGAAACACGAGGGUCUCAUCAUGUCUCCGUCCAGGAACAAAGGCAAAUGUGCAAAUCAGCCUGCCAACUUGAGUGCCGAUCGUGAGAAAUCCGCUACGCCUGUGAUGGACGCUAAUACUGAACUGUUCAAUGACUCUGGCCUCUCAGGAUAUUACGCCGACAAGGAAGAUGAAGGAGAAUCAUUCAUGGAAUGCAGUGAAUCGGAUGAAAGCAUUGAUCUAGCCAGCCUCUGGAGCGAGGAUAAGAACAUUCCCAUGCCGUCCCCACCAAACUUUGUCAGCCUGUCUCACUUCCAACCGUCGGGAAACAACUUCACCCGCAUUAAGUCGUGCGCAUCGAUGGAAGCACUGUCAACACCGUCGACAACCACUGCGUCAUCUUCCUUCUUCUCUCCUAUGCCCUCGGCAACGUUAUCGAGACUUUCUGGCCCGCCUGUUAUCAAUAUUCAUCGCCGCACGAGCAGGUCACGUUUGCUUACUCCGUCCUCGGCCAUCUCGACACCUAUGGAGACUGAGGGGAAUCGAGGUGUGAUGGGCAGUCGCUCCGAUGGCAAUAUCCUCUGCGAGGGUUCCAGCAGCCUACCCAGCAAGACGUCUAUGGGUUUGAGUGGUACAACCCUAUUCCCCAGCAGGUCCGACUCAAGUGUACUUAGUGAUAGACCACGGGUCCUCCACGAUCAUUCUGGAAGGCAUAAUAUACCUAGUUGCAUGAUAGACAAUGAUAGUAGUAGGUUUACUUCAAAGUUUAGCGUUGGAGAUGUCAGGCCUGCGAGGUCAGCUUUAAGGAACGUUGCCAAUACUAACACAGCUGGAAAAUCAACAAUGUUGACCGGGACACCAGCAAUUAAAAGAAAAAGCUCUGCUCAGCUUGGGAAGGAUAUGAAAACUCACACACGACACUAAAGUGAGUGAAAAAUCUGUUGGCUAAUUUUGUGGACAUCUUGCCAUUUGCUGUUUCGUACAUAGUAUUGCAUGCCAGAACUGUAUUGGCUGCUGCCCAUACCCACGCAUCUCCAAAAAUCGGUUUUUCGUGCAGAAAAUGUGUUUUUGAUGAUAUUGUCUGUAACAGUGCAGUAGGUGUUACUUUUGACAAUUGCCAUUGGUGUAUUUAUUUUAUGUUGACAAAUUAUGAGAAUCUAUGGUAAGGACUAAGAAAUAUUGUUGAUUUAAUAAUCAUAACAUUGAUUGAGAUUGAAAUUGAAAUAGAGAAUGAAAUGUAUGUGGUUGCUUUCUUACUCCUGCCUGUUAAUCAUGAAAGCCCUUAAUUCAUGAAUAUGAAGUAUUGAAUAAUGUUGAACUGAAAUUGUGUGACCCAGUUUUGUGACAUAUUGAUUCUGCUGCAAUACCACCUAUUUUGAAAGGAUUUUCUAAAUAUUUACAUAAUGAAGUUGCAUUCUGUGUUUAUCAUCACUCAUACUUUGGGAAUUGAUAAUGCCUUUUAAUACAUGUACAUGUUUGUUUUGUUAAAUCUGAAUCUUGAUGUACUUUUUGAUAAUCAUACAUGUAAGGCCAAGUAAAAUUAAAAACCUUUUUCUUGACCCCAAUGACAACUCCACCAGACCAGUUUUUUAAAGGAUUUUUUGAAUGUAUUUUACAUGCAUCUACAUGUAGCUGGCAUCUGCUAUGUAUUUCGGUCAGAAAGACUUAAUGAUGAGCAGUCAAACGAAGUUACCUCUCUGUUUGUCUUUGAAGUGCAUUUGAGGGAAACAAUUGGAAAACAGUGAAUUAUUGAAGAAAUUCAUAGAAAUCUAAUAAUGAUACUUGCCUUGAUAUUUGGGAAUGAGUUGUACAUUUGUUGAUAAAUGAGUUUGUAGCAUGUGUUAUAUUCAUUUUUUGAGCGAAGCCUUUGCAAUUUUUUGUGAAAUCUGUUUAAAUUUUAUCAUUUUGUAAAUAGGCCUAUAUGUUUCAUAAGAUAUGUAUGAAUCUUUCGAUCGGUUGAUAUAAAUUUCUGAAGUCCUAGGUGUGUAUACUGUAUUUGUCUUCAAAGGAUUUAAGAUAUUCAAUUCUUUAUCUAUGUUGGAUGAGGGAGGGUUAAUCUAAGCAUCAAUUUAGUUUUCAAUGACAAACAAGGUGAACUUGCAGAAUCUUCAUGUUGUCCUGGCGUCAUAUGACCAUGGUCCUAUAUGAGGCAAAGGCCCAGUUUCUGGGCCACAAUGCCUAGAUGAUGAUGAUGAUGAUGAUGUAACGUCAGACAAGCCUGUGGGAGCUCUGGCUGGAGACCUGAAGUGGGGAUAAGUUUGUUCAUACAACAUGCAUUUGCAACAAUGUAGCACAUUUUUGCUUAAAAUCAAAAGUAAACAGAACAGUAUUAUUA